UUUGUUGAAGUUACCUACGAUCGGAACACAGACGGAAUAACCAAAGCUGGCCACCUACAACCAACUGCAAGAUGUAAAUGCAAUUGAACAAUCCCAUAACAUAGCUUCUACUUUUCUUCUCUCUAUCACACCUUCUUCUUUCCCUUCCCCGCAUAUUUCAAUGUUUCAUCAAUCACUUUUCCAUCCUUGUUCAUUUUCCUUCUCCUCAAUUCCAUCUCCAAAAUCUUCCUAUUUUUCUUCAACUUUCACACUUCGAUGCCAGACCAAGGACCAAUCGCUUUCACUUUCCGAUAUACCGAACAAGAGUGGACCCUAUCCAGGUGGGUUGGGUCCAUUCACUGGGAGAGACCCCAACGUAAAGAAGCCGCAAUGGUUGAGACAGAAAGCUCCUCAGGGUGAAAGAUUUUCUCAAAUUAAACAAUCCAUCUCUCAGUUGAAACUCAACACUGUUUGUGAAGAAGCACAGUGCCCUAAUAUAGGAGAGUGUUGGAAUGGAGGUGAUGAUGGUAUUGCAACGGCUACAAUCAUGGUUCUAGGUGAUACAUGCACUCGUGGAUGUAGAUUUUGUGCCGUGAAGACCAGCAGUAACCCAGCGCCUCCGGAUCCUAUGGAACCGGAAAAUACUGCCAAGGCCAUUGCCAGUUGGGGUGUGGAUUAUAUUGUCAUAACAAGUGUGGACCGAGAUGAUAUACCUGAUGGAGGAAGUGGGCAUUUUGCACAAACUGUGAAAGCUAUGAAGAAUAUCAAACCUGAGAUCAUGGUUGAGUGUUUAACCUCUGAUUUUCGGGGAGAUCUAAAGGCCGUAGAAACUCUGGUUCACUCAGGUUUAGAUGUCUUUGCUCACAACAUUGAGACAGUCAAACGGCUCCAAAGACUUGUUAGAGAUCCCAGAGCUGGGUAUGAACAAAGCUUGGCAGUUCUAAACCAUGCAAAACAAAGCAAGGAGGGUAUGAUAACAAAAUCUUCGAUAAUGUUGGGCCUUGGAGAAUCUGAUGAUGAGGUGAAGAAAACAAUGAUGGAUUUAAGGGCCAUAAAUGUGGAUAUUCUGACUCUUGGUCAGUACUUGCAGCCGACUCCUUUGCACUUGACAGUUAAAGAGUAUGUUACGCCUGAGAAGUUUGACUUCUGGAAAGAAUAUGGGGAGUCUAUCGGUUUUCGUUAUGUAGCCAGUGGCCCACUGGUACGAUCUUCAUACCGAGCUGGAGAGCUGUUUGUACAGACAAUGGUAAGAGAAAAGACCAAGCAUGUAGAGGGCUCAUUAUUAUAAGUCGUUGCUCUGUGAUUAUGGAUAUAUAGCUAGCGACAAGAGAUGAUGAAAUUUCCGCUGCUUGUGCAAUUGCUGCACAGAAAAAAUGGUUAGCUAUACAAGUGUCUUCUAUUGCUUUGGAGUGAAGAUAUCAAGAUUUUUUUUUGUCAAUUAUAUGAAUGAAUUUGUUGCAGUGAGAAGUUCUAAUCAAUUAAUCCAUAAUUCAUUAGCACAGAUAUGAUUCUGUGAUAUUUAUAGUUUUUAUUUCAAUACGAUAAUAGUGGAUAGGCUUAUUAAACUUAUAACGGGUUGUAAACGAUUUAACAUUUUUGUCACUUACUAGUAUGUAAUUCUUUUUAUAGAAAACAUAUAAGUAUUAAGAAUA
Molecule: messenger RNA, 1631 nt
Organism: Lathyrus oleraceus (garden pea)
Lineage: Eukaryota; Viridiplantae; Streptophyta; Magnoliopsida; Fabales; Fabaceae
Product: lipoyl synthase, chloroplastic
Exons: 7
Coding region: 161-1267 (368 amino acids)
Biological process (GO): lipoate biosynthetic process
Cellular component (GO): chloroplast; mitochondrion
Molecular function (GO): lipoate synthase activity; 4 iron, 4 sulfur cluster binding
Source: RefSeq, a predicted model, not a curated record